AUGGCCGAACGAGGGGCGUCAGACAUGCCCAUCGAGCAGGCGCCGCGCGCCGGCGAGACCGACCGGUCGCUCGAGAUGCCUGAAAAGAUGGCACCUCUCCGAGAAUACGGAAUGGACUACCGCGUCGACCCGACCGUCUCUUUCGCCGAGUUUCGCUACUGGGCCAAGGUCGAGCGCGAAGAGGAGCGUGAGGCCGAGCGGCUCUAUCUCGAGCGUCGCGGGCCCAUGACGCUGAAAAAGGCCAUCAAGGGCCGCUUCUCCAAGGGCGUGCACCACGAUAACAAGAAGAUGGACCAGCAAGACGCUACGCGCACUGGGCCGUCUACCGAAGAAAAGGGCGGCUCUGAGCAUGCCGGCAUUGCAGGACGCUUCAAGAGUAUGUUCAGCAAGUCCUCGCCCGCCGAUGGACAUCAGAAUCAUGACAACAGUGUCUUGCCUGCAUCUGCUUCCAGCGACGACAAGAACGCGCCCAAUGUCGCCCAUGGCGGCUCCAGCACUUCCUCUCUCGACGAGGAGUGGAAGACGGCCUCCAGGGCACUGCGCACUGCUGGCUGGAGUUCCAUCUUCUUCCUGGUUACCACUGACAUUCUCGGCUGGUCUGUCACUCCCUUCGUCUUUGCGAGUGUCGGAUACGGCACCGGUGUUGCCCUCUACAUCAUUUUUGGCGUCUUCGCUUCAAUCAGCGGCUUGAUGCUCUGGAAGAUCUUCAUUACCCUGGAUUCAUCUCGCUACCCAAUGCUGAGCUACGGCGACAUCUUUUUUCGCAUCUUUGGACCCAAGACCCGACACUUCAUCAACGUGGCCCAGUCUCUCCAACAGUUUUGCACCGUCAUGGUGCUCAUCUUUAGCAAAGGGCGUAUCAUCUCGCUUCUCGCUGGACCAAGCCUGUGCUUCAUCGUCUGCAUGAUCAUCAUCAUGCUCAUCGGCAUUGUGGGCGGAAGCAUCAGAUCGCUGCAGCGCCUGGGAUGGAUUUGCAACCUCUCCGUCUGGUUCAACAUGAUCAGCUUCAUUUCCAUCAUGGUUGCUGCGGCCAAGUUCGAAGUCUACUACCCUCCGAUUUUCGGAUCCACCAUCCUGCCGAAGGAGAAGCUCCCUGUCAAGAAGUUCGUAGGCCUCGUGCCGGAUGCAUAUCAGCAGCAGGCGCAUGGUUUUGCUGGUAUCUUUAACGGAGUUGACAACAUGGUUUAUGCGUACAGUGGCGCCAUCCUAUUCGUCUCCUUCAUGUCGGAGAUGCGACACCCGAUGGAUUUCUGGAAAGGCAUGAUUUGCGCCCAGGCUUUUAUCUGCUUCGUCUACCUCUUCUUUGGUGUUUUUGUCUACAGCUACUUCGGACAGUACUCCGCCUCCGUCAUUUACCAGGUCAUCAACCCUGCGGGACUGCGCACCUUUAACAAUGUUCUGAAUCUUUUGACUGGUCUCAUCGCAGCUGUGCUAUACUUCCAUGUCGGCAUGAAGACUGUGUACAUCGAGGUGUUUCAAGAAGUCUUCAAAUUCCCACCGAUUGCAUCAAAGCGCGGCAGGUGGAUGUGGUACGCACUGGGUCCCAUGUAUUGGAUCAUUGCCUUCCUCAUUGCCGCCGCAGUACCCAACCUAAACGGCAUCGUGGGCUUUGUUGGCGGUCUCUUCGCCGUCAACUUUAGCUACUCAUUCCCGGGCAUCGCUUACCUCGGGUGGUCUAUUCAAGACGCCGCGGUUCUACCGGGUGAAGGUUUCAAUCCCGAGACAGGUGAAAGUGUGUUGAACGAUAGGGGUCCGAAGCGGUGGGCGCGCGGCUUUAUGAAGAAGUGGUACAUUCAUGCCCCGGUUCUCGUAUAUUCCUUGGCUGGUUUGGCCACGUCCGGAAUGGGAACUUGGGCUGCCGUUGAGGGUUUGAUUGAGGUUUUCGGGCCAGGUGGCACGGUGGCCACCUCGUACGGCUGCCGAUCGCCUGUCUGGGGCUAG
Molecule: messenger RNA, 1941 nt
Organism: Akanthomyces muscarius
Lineage: Eukaryota; Fungi; Ascomycota; Sordariomycetes; Hypocreales; Cordycipitaceae
Exons: 5
Coding region: 1-1941 (646 amino acids)
Biological process (GO): amino acid transmembrane transport
Cellular component (GO): vacuolar membrane
Molecular function (GO): amino acid transmembrane transporter activity
Source: RefSeq, a predicted model, not a curated record